Marasmius oreades (fairy-ring Marasmius) is the source of this 1388-nucleotide messenger RNA. RefSeq lists its product as uncharacterized. The record is from RefSeq and is a predicted model, not a curated record. The transcript is spliced from 2 exons. NCBI's taxonomy places the organism in Eukaryota, Fungi, Basidiomycota, Agaricomycetes, Agaricales, Marasmiaceae. The coding region runs from base 38 to 754 and encodes 238 amino acids.
UUCGCAGGUGAAAGCAAUACCAUUAUGUCCGCUCUGCAUGCACAUCAACUUCUCUACUCCCACACUCUUGUACAUAUUAUAUGUGCCCUUCAUUCUCGGCGUAGUGAUCCCCCUUCUACCCACCAUGACCAUGGAAAUCGUGGAUGAUUCGGACCCUCGCAUUGAAUACCACCCAGGCUCAUGGAUCAAAAACUCUAACUCAUCGGUCGACCAUGGUGGGACUAAUCACACUACCACUGAAGACGCAUCCAUACAAUUCCAGUUCGAUGGUAUACUCAUCCAAGUAUUUGGCACCAUCUCAGCUCCAAUUCCUCGAGUGCAGUACAAGGUAGACGGUCAGAUCACUGGGAAGCUACCUCAAACCUUAGCGAACACACCCAACCAAAUCCUCUACCAGUCUGAACCCCUUACUCCGGGAAAUCACACCCUGAUUAUUGCGAUAGACAGCAAUGACCCUCCAUUUGUGUUUUCACUUGAUUACCUUGUGGUCGUGAACACCAACCACAAUCCCUCCUCUUCAGCGUCUCCUACAUCGGAGACCACUGUGGUAUCAACAGCGGCUCCUGAGAACGAUUUACCACAUUCGAAAAGCCAAGUCAAUGUCGGAGGCGUGGUUGGGGGAGUUAUCGCUGCGUUAGUCUUUCUAGCGACCUUAGCUCUUUGCUUUCUUCAUUGGAGAAGGCAGCAUAGGGUGGCAGUAUGCCAUAGUAUCACUCGUAUGUUGUUUACAGGCCUUGCGUCUGCUACCCUUUGACCGAACUUUCGCGCUUUAGCAUUUCACAUUGACCCACAAAUGUCUCAAGUUCCCCCUGCUUCAGAUCCUCUUCCCGCCAUUCCUCCUGUAGGCCCACGGCCGGCGUCACUACAUGCACCCGACGGUCCCCCAUCUCACACUGGCGCAACUCUAUCAUCACCAAUAUCUGAUGCUCCUCUAUCUCACACUGGCGUAACUCUGUCAUCACCAAUAUCUCCCCUAUCUCACUCUGGUGCAACUCUAUUAUCACCACUAUCUGACGAUGACCUUCCGCCCCCCUUCGUCGCUGGAAAUACGCGUUCAGAUGUUGCUCGGCAUCCCAGUAUGUAUAAACCACGGAGCAUGGAAUCUCUUCCCCCUGAGUACGGAUAUGGCGGUGGUUUGAUGCUUCGUGAAUGGUCAAGACCACAGGGACAUCAUGGUCAAUGAUGUAUUCUAUAACAUGGCAUUCACAUACACCCGUCCUUGUUUUGAUUGUACAUUAUAGCUUUUUGCCGCUUGAUACCUAGUAUAGCUGUAGCGAAGAGAUCAGAGCGGCCAGUGCUUAUAUUCCUCCGCAACUGUCAUAGUAUAGAUACUCCUUGUAAAUUAGUUGAAUUUGUACAUUAUUUUGUCACAGCCAUUAUUUACUCAC